CCCCGCCCCUGCUACGCCCCCGUCCCCGCCUCGCGCGCUCUCCACUUUCUGUGGAGUUGCGGCCGCUCGCGACCCCCAGCGUUCAGAAGACGCUCACAGGAGCGACGGGCCCCGCGGCAAAAGGAUGCCACGAAGAAAGAAAAAAAUUAAAGAAGCCUCUGAAAGCCAUAACUCAGAGAAGAAGGAUCAAGAAACCACCAGUCCCGUCAGUAUAAAAAAGAAGCGUAAACUUGAGGACUUACUCAUAGUGAUAUCUGAUAGUGAUGGAGAGGAAGCAAAAGAGGAGAAUGGAUUGCAGAAAAUGAAGACAAAACAGUCUAACAGAUCAAAGUGUUUGGCUAAAAGAAAAAUUGCACAAAUGUCAGAAGAAGAACAAUUUGCUUUGGCUCUUAGAAUGAGUGAGCAGGAAGCUAGGGAGGUGAACAGCCAGGAGGAGAAAGAAGAGGAGCUCUUGAGGAAAGCCAUUGCUGAAAGCCUGAAUAGUUGCUGGUCUUCUGAUGCUUCUGCUACCAGUUCUCAACCUUUGGCUAUUGGAUCAUCUUCACAUUCCCAUCAAGAGAACACCAAAGAUUCUGGAACCACUGAAGGCAUAUCGCAGCUGGUACCUCCAUCACUGUUUAAAGACUCAAAUAUCAGUCAGGGAAACGAGGCUGAGGAAAGAAAAGAGCCCUGGGACCACAAUGAAAACACUGAAGAGGAGCCGGUCUCUGGCAGCUCAGGAAGCUGGGACCAGUCAAGCCAGCCAGUGUUUGAGAAUGAGAGUGUUAAAUGUUUGGACAGAUGUACUGGCCACUUGGUUGAGCACACAAAGUGUGGGAAGCCACAGGAAAGUACUGGGAGUGGUUAUGCUUUUCUCAAAGCUGUCCAGGGUAAGGGGGACACAUCUAGGCAAUGUCUUCCUACCCCAACAGACACCAAAAGUCUCCAGGACAAUGGGGGCACUGUGCACUACUACUGGGGUAUUCCAUUCUGCCCUGCUGGAGUAGAUCCUAACGAAUAUACCAAUGUCAUUCUCUGUCAGUUGGAGGUUUAUCAGAAGAGCCUGAAAAUGGCUCAGAGGCAGCUUUUUAAAAAAAGAGGGUUUGGGGAACCAGUGUUACCUAGACCUCCUUUUCUGACCCAGAAUGAAUGUGGCCAAGAAGAUGAGAGGAGUGAAAACAAUGAAGGCGUCUCAGAAGACACGGGAGAGGAAGCCAGAGAGGAAAGGCAGGGAUCUGGGGCAUCUGUCUGGAACUCAGAGACCAAGGAUUUUCAAAAAAGUUCAAUUAAAAGCUUGAAACAGAAACUUUUGUUGGAGGAAGAACCAACAACCAGUCAUGGUCAGUCUUCCCAAGGUCUAUUUGUUGAAGAGACUUCAGAAGAAGUUCUGAAGAGUUCUGAAGAAGGAAACUGUGUGCCUGUCUCACAAAGCAUUGCAGCUUUGGCCAAUAAGAGAAGCUUAGUCCUUAUGCCAGAGAGUUCUGCAGAAGAAAUUACUGUUUGUCCUGAGACACAGUUAAGUUCCCCUGAGCCCUUUGACCUCAAUAGAGAAGACUCUCCAGAUAGCAGCGAGGUCCCCAUUGAAGUAAGAAGGACAGUGAGUGAUAAGCAGGUUGGUAAUAGAGAAAAUGGUGAGAAAGCAAUUCCCAUUCCUGCAUUCUCGUCUGGUACCCGGGUGUCCUGUCCACUGUGUGACCAAGACUUUCCUCCUACAAAGAUUGAACAACACGCCAUGUACUGCAAUGGUCUGAUGGAGCAGGAAACAGUGUUAACUCGGAAACGAAGAGAGGCCAGGAACAAAAGUCACAGUAAGACAUCUACACGGACUGCCCUGGACAUCAACAAGAAGGAGAAGUGUUAUCUCUGUAAGUCCCUGGUCCCACUUGGAGAGUAUGAGUGUCAUGUAGAGGCCUGUCUCCAGCUUGCAAAGGGAGACAGAGGAGAUGGAACUGAAGUGGGUAAGAGAACCAGAGUGUGUGCAGCUGUGGAAGGCAAACAGGAGCAACGGCUGAGGAAGGCAAAGACUUGAGAAACUACAGAUGGCUCCUGGUCUGUGGGAAAAUGGAUCUAAGACUUUCUGGGUCUUGUGAUGAGAGAUCAGGAAAGGCAAGUCUUGGUUUAGUGACCAACAUAAAGCAGCAACAGUGUGUUCAAGAACUGUUAGCAUACCAACCACUUAGACAGCUGGGCAGGUAACCCAAACUGAUCUUCAUGUCAGAAGGAAGUGACAUCUCUAUGAAUCAGAGGAUUUUUAAAAUUUUUUAUUUUAUGUUCAUGGGUGUUUUGUUUGAAUGUAUGUCUGUGUACCACUUGUGUGCCUAGUGCCUCAGAGGCCAGAAGAGAAUGUUGGAUCCUGUAGAACUAGAUUACAGAAGGCUGUGAGCUGCCAUGUGAGUGCAGGGAAUCAAACCUGGGUCCUCUGAAGAGUAGCAAGUGCUACUACCUCUCUGGCCCCUAAAUCAGGUGAUUUUUGGAGUUGAGUUUUAUAGGUGAGUGCUUAUUUAUACCAAAGAGCCAAUUUAUUUAUCUUUUAAAAUUUUUUAUACUUAAAACUUUUUAUUUUAUGUGUAUGAGUGUUUCAUACACAUGUAUGUCUCUCUGUGUACCAUAUGUGUAGCUGGUGCCUAAGAAGUUCAGAAGAGGGCUGGAGAGAUGGCUCAGUGGUUAAGAGCAUUGCCUGCUCUUUCAAAGGUCCUGAGGUCCGAUAACCACAUGGUGGCUCACAACCAUCUGUAAUGAGGU
Messenger RNA from Arvicola amphibius (Eurasian water vole), 2721 nucleotides. RefSeq names its product ubiquitin interaction motif containing 1 (gene Uimc1). The transcript has 13 exons. The coding region runs from base 125 to 2008 and encodes 627 amino acids. Gene Ontology annotation, cellular component: BRCA1-A complex. NCBI's taxonomy places the organism in Eukaryota, Metazoa, Chordata, Mammalia, Rodentia, Cricetidae. Gene Ontology annotation, biological process: positive regulation of DNA repair; double-strand break repair. Gene Ontology annotation, molecular function: K63-linked polyubiquitin modification-dependent protein binding; histone binding; DNA binding. The record is from RefSeq and is a predicted model, not a curated record.